Messenger RNA from Aspergillus nidulans FGSC A4, 1356 nucleotides. Its product is annotated as rRNA 2'-O-methyltransferase fibrillarin family protein. Gene Ontology annotation, biological process: chromatin remodeling; snoRNA guided rRNA 2'-O-methylation; rRNA processing. Gene Ontology annotation, molecular function: methyltransferase activity; RNA binding. Lineage: Eukaryota; Fungi; Ascomycota; Eurotiomycetes; Eurotiales; Aspergillaceae. The record is from RefSeq and is a predicted model, not a curated record. The transcript is spliced from 3 exons. Gene Ontology annotation, cellular component: nucleolus; small-subunit processome. The coding region runs from base 211 to 1164 and encodes 317 amino acids.
CGGCCAUCCCCGAAAAUUGACUGCCAGAGCGGGCGUGAUAUUUUCGAGAUUCAUUUUCUGAACGACGUCUCCUCAUCGCAUCUGACGCUCAUCGCGCUUUCGAGUGACCCUCUACCGUCCGAACCUUUUUCGAAAGCUCUUGCGGUAGCCUCUUUCCACGGCUCCGAUUUCCAAUAAACUUAUCAACACAACUUCAAUCCACAUAUCAUAAUGGCUUUCGGUGGCCCUCGAGGAGGAGGUCGCGGUGGACCUCGUGGUGGUGGUGGUGGUCGCGGUGCUCCCCGUGGCGGCGCUGGUGGCCGUGGUGGUGGUCGAGGUGGCUUCGGCGGUGCUCCCCGUGGUCGUGGAGGCGGUCGUGGUGCUCCUCGCGGUGGCCGUGGUGGCCGCGGUGGUCGCGGCGGUGGCCGUGGUGGUGCUAAGGGCGGUGCUAAGGGUGGUGCCAAGGUCAUCAUCGAACCUCACCGUCACGCCGGUGUUUUUGUUGCCCGCGGUGGUAAGGAAGAUUUGCUCGUCACCAAGAACUUGACUCCUGGCGAGGCCGUCUAUGGUGAGAAGCGCAUUGCGGUUGAGUCUCCUGCGGGAGAGGAUGGUGCCGUUACCAAGACCGAGUACCGUGUCUGGAACCCCUUCCGUAGUAAGCUGGCUGCCGGUAUUCUCGGUGGUCUGGAUGACAUCUACAUGCGCCCUGGCUCCAAGGUGCUCUACCUUGGUUCCGCCAGCGGUACAUCCGUCAGUCACGUCGCUGAUAUCGUUGGACCGACCGGAAACGUCUACGCUGUCGAAUUCUCCCACCGUUCUGGCCGUGACCUGAUCGGCAUGGCUACUCACCGCACCAAUGUCAUCCCCAUUGUUGAGGACGCCCGUCACCCUCUGCGCUACCGUAUGCUCGUCCCCAUGGUCGACGUUAUCUUCGCCGACGUUGCCCAGCCUGACCAGGCCCGUAUUGUCGGCCUGAACGCCCACAUGUUCCUCAAGUCUGGCGGUGGUGUCAUCAUCUCCGUCAAGGCCAGCUGUAUCGACAGCACAGCCAAGCCUGAGGUUGUGUUCGCCCGCGAGGUCCAGAAGAUGAGAGAUGAGAAGAUCAAGCCCAAGGAGCAGCUGACUUUGGAGCCCUUCGAGCGAGACCACUGUAUCGUCUCCGGUAUCUACAAUCGUUCGUCGUAAAAGCCAAAAGCAGGGUCCUUUAUAACGGUUUUUCUUUUUCCUUCUCAUGUCUUAAUCUUGUGCUCUGUCCUGGCGUCGAGUGUGCUACGAUUUUUCUUGAUCUGUUUCGCUUUUUGUUCAAUGUCAGGAAUUUAGAUGUGUUUCUGGACAUGUAACGUGCAUGGAGUUAAUUCAUUUUCUCUCUUCAAUUUC